Molecule: messenger RNA, 2196 nt
Organism: Magallana angulata
Lineage: Eukaryota; Metazoa; Mollusca; Bivalvia; Ostreida; Ostreidae
Product: cytochrome P450 2B4-like
Exons: 8
Coding region: 110-1606 (498 amino acids)
Molecular function (GO): oxidoreductase activity, acting on paired donors, with incorporation or reduction of molecular oxygen; monooxygenase activity; iron ion binding
Source: RefSeq, a predicted model, not a curated record
UUUGUAAUUAAAGUUGUACAAAGUACAUGUAUCCACUGAACUAAAAUGCAUCCGUUUUGUGUUUUUGUGAUGUUUUUUGACACUUAAUUGUCAAGAUAACACGGUUAUCAUGGAGGGACAAGCGGCUUUAUUCUCGGAUCUUUGGACUUUCCUCGGAGUUUCUUCAAUUGCAGUAUGCGUGUAUGCUGUCGCACGUGCAAUGUCGCGGAGACGGUACCGUCUACCCCCAGGGCCGUGGGCAUGGCCAAUCUUUGGCAAUCUUCUGCAGCUCAAAGGAAAAAAGGGAAUUUAUUACGAUAUCAUAAUGUUUAGAAAAACAUACGGCGAUGUCUUUAGGUUGAAAAUGGGGGUCCAUGAAGUUGUGUUUGUGUUUGGAUAUGAAUAUGCUCAUGAAAUCUUAGUAAAAAACGGAGCUUUAACCACAAGACACCCGAACUGGAUGUACAUUCCAAAUACGAUCUUCAAAGGGAAAGGUAUUUUAUGGAGCAACGGUGAUACAUGGAAGGCUUUGCAAGACGUGCUGAAGUCGGCACAGGAAGAUUCUCGUGUGGUUACGUCUUUACAGCGCUAUCUAGCGGCAGAGUAUGACGUAUUCCAGUCACAUGUCAAAGACACGUCGUCUGCCUACGAUCUGGAAUUUCUUAUUAGAAAGACCUCUUUCAACUUUCUUUCUGCUUUCCUUUUGGGAAAAAGACACGGUCACGACGAUCCAGCUAGUAUGAAUGAAAUCAGGAACAGAUUGGCAGAAUUGUUCGCUUUCACACAAUCAGGCAAUCCGGAAAACUAUCUUCCAUUUUUGGCCAAUUUUGAGCGGGCAAAAAUUAACAGAGCUGCUGCUAAUCACGAGAUUUUAUUCAAUCGUUUCCGAGAAAUAAUUCAGAAAAAGAGAGACAAUCCCGAAGAUCCGCCGACAGAUUUCCUUCAGAUUUAUUUAUCAAACUACGCACAGGAAGGAUCGAAAAACGAUAUAUCUGAAGCCGACCUCCUACAGACUUUGAUUGACAUGUUUUCAGCGGGAGAAGUUAAUCUUUUUAUGAGCACAAAAUGGAUACUGAUGGCGCUAGUGAAGUACCCGGAAGUUCAGUCCAAAUGUAGAUCGGAAAUGCGCCAGGUGAUUGGCCAAGGUCAGAGAGUACAAUCCCAGGAUAGGUCAAGGACGCCUUACACCGUGGCAACCAUCAAAGAAAUUCAAAGAUUGUAUUCACCGGUGCCCUUCACGGUUUUCCACUGUCCGAUACAGGACAUCCAGGUUGGGGGAUACGAUAUCCCAAAGGACACGUUCAUGAUGAUCGAUUGCAAAUCUACGUGCCGGGACAGACAAGUCUGGAAAGAUCCGGAUAUCUUUAAUCCAGACCGCUUUCUUGGGAUCGAUUUGGAGGGGCAACUUCCAGAGAGGUGCUUCAGUCCUUAUGGAGCAGGGCCACGAUACUGCAUAGGAAAAUACGUAGCAGACAUAUUUAUGUACUCUCUUGUGGCAAAUAUUCUACAGAACUUCAAGAUUACAACCAAACACCCAGAGCAACCGUUGUCUUUUGAAGAUGUAUACUGCUUGUUCGGUCUCCAACCACUGCACUUUUCAGAAGUUACGUUGGUGCCCCUGGAAUGAAUGUAGACUAUGCCACAUAGAUAUUUUAUGUAUUGAGGACUACUAAAAAUAGAACAAUGCCUGAUUGUUUUAAGAAAGCAAAAUUAAUGUAUCAUACAAAGGAUACUGAACCAUUUGACCAAUCCGAACCAUCAUAUUCUACUUGGUUUUCAUGUACAUAUUUAAAAAAGGGACAUUAAUUAACAUAUACGUAUCAUAAUUUGAUAUCUCUCGUAAAUACUUUUCGACAGCCUUUGUGGAUAUCCGAAAGUUUUAUUUAUUUGUUCAAAGAAGUUCGAUAAUAAAGAUAUUUUUCUAUCGUUUUGUACGAAAUAAUCUUUAUUUUAACAAAUCAAAAUAAGACUCGUACCCGGGACUUUCCGAAGUGCAAGCACGAAACUUCGGAAGGCCUUCGGAACCAGCCUAGAUAAAUAUAUACAUUUCUAAAACCAUUCGAUUUCUUGUGGUAAUGUGACGAACUUUCUGAUUAAAUUUGAUAAAAUCUUAUAAAAACCAAGAAGAAUAGGGGCGCACAAAGCCUGUUUAACCCCUUUGGAAUAUAAUGAACGACGAAAAAGUGUGUAUCGACCAAAUAAAUGUUUGUUGCUAUA